ACUUUAGAGCAUACCCCAUUUCUCAGCAGUGUUUUGAAUAAGUCUUCAUCUUACGUACAACUCUGCAGAUUUUCUAAACUUUAGUUGUUUUGGAAUCGUAAGUUUGCUAAAUAAUGUCUCUUUUAAGACUUCCAGUAUGUAUUAUCGCCGGCAAACAACAAGUAAUCCGGUCACUUAGUACAUCGUCAUCAUGUUUAGCUCAAAAGAUAGAGUUGAAAAGGAAACCAGCACAAAAUAUAGUUCUUGUAGAUGGAGUCAGAACACCUUUUCUUAUGUCUGGAACCCAAUACUCAAAGCUUAUGCCUCAUGAACUGGCAAGACAUUCAUUGUUGAGUCUUUUAAGAAAAACUGGCGUUGAUAAGGAUUUAAUUGAUUACAUUGUUUACGGAACUGUUAUUCAGGAAGUGAAAACAUCGAAUAUUGCUCGUGAAGCGGCUCUCUCUGCUGGUUUCUCAAAUAAAACACCAGCACAUACUGUCACAAUGGCAUGCAUAUCAUCGAAUCAAGCGAUAACAACAGGAAUGGGUUUAAUCGCAACUGGAACUUACGAAACAAUUGUUUGUGGAGGAGUUGAAUUCAUGAGCGACGUUCCAAUUAGACACAGUCGUAAAAUGAGACAGCUUUUACUUAAACUGAGCAGAGCAAAGACAGCUGGACAACGUCUUUCACUCUUAUCAACAUUCCGACCAGCAUUUCUUACACCUGAAUUACCAGCAGUUGCUGAAUUCUCGUCUGGUGAAACUAUGGGUCAUUCAGCUGAUCGCUUAGCAGCUUCUUUCAAAGUAACUCGUAAAGAGCAAGACGAUUAUGCAAUCAAGUCUCAUACAUUAGCUAAGGAAGCACAAGAUAAAGGAUUCCUCACAGAUCUAGUUCCAUUUAAAGUUGACGGCGUUGAUAAGACAAUUUCUGUUGAUAAUGGAAUUCGCGUUGGAACAGCUGAACAGUUAGCAAAAUUAAAACCAGCAUUCAUUAAGCCUCAUGGAACAAUCACAGCUGCAAAUGCUUCUUAUUUAACUGAUGGUGCAAGUGCAUGUCUCAUUAUGACUGAAGAAAAAGCUAAGCAAAUGGGUUUGAAGCCAAAAGCAUAUUUGAGAGAUUUUCUCUAUGUCUCACAAGAUCCAAUUGAUCAACUUCUGCUUGGACCUGCUUACGGAAUUCCAAAAUUGCUUAAUAAAGUUGGAUUAGGUAUAAAAGAUAUCAGCACAUGGGAAAUUCAUGAAGCUUUUGCUGGUCAAAUUCUCGCCAAUUUGAAAGCGCUCGAUUCGGAUUUCUUCUGUCAAACUUACAUGGGAAUGAAGACAAAAUUCGGAACACCAGAUUUAAGUAAAUGGAAUAACUGGGGCGGUUCGCUCAGUAUUGGACAUCCUUUUGCUGCAACAGGCGUUCGUCUCUGUAUGCAUUCAGCAAAUCGUUUGGUUCGUGAAGAUGGACAAUUUGGUGUUAUCGCAGCUUGUGCUGCUGGAGGCCAAGGAGUUGCAAUGCUGGUCGAAAGACAUCCAGACGCAAAUGCUAAUUAAACGUAGACGUUGUUCUUAUCACAACUUUUAAAUUAUUAUCUUUUUUUCACCUGUUUGUUGGUUGAAUGAAUAGUUUAAGCUCAUAAAGUUCUAAUAAACUGUUCCUUAGUUUGAAAGUUUCAUCUAUAAAAAUAUAUUUUGCAAAUUAAAAGUCACGACAAGAAAAACACAACAUGAUGUCAACUUUUUUGAUAAUGAAAUAAAGUUUUAUUUUCUACGAAAAAAAGAGAAGGAAAAAUGAUGUUUUUAUCUGUGGCUUGAUAAUCUGUUAAGCAGAAGAGAGAAAUAACUUCAAGUCAAUGAAGAUUUUCAAUUAAAACCACAAAGUCUUUGCACAAGAAGAAUAAUUGGAUUAGAUACAAAAUAAAAUAAAAAUGAUUGGAAUUCACUUAACGAUUAAUAAAAUUAUCUGAUUUCAUUCACUUUAAGUUAUUUUUUUGUCUCAAUUUCCAUUUGAGACAUCACUCAGAAUCUCUUCGUCGUCAAGAUAAACGUCUGAUGUGUCGAUGUUCUCAUCAAGAUCUUCGUCAAAGUCGAACUCAUCUAAUGAAUUUUUUCUCACUUUUGACGGUUCUGAACUGCUUGCGACUGGAGGUGGUGGUUCGUUUAAUGAAAUUAAUUGAAUCUUCUCUGAUAAUUCUUCACUAUUUUCAACACCAUUUUGUGGUUUAUCCAUUUUCGAAUACUGGAAACUUCCCUGACUCUCAUUUUGAUUCAUUUCUUCAACAGCAUUACGAUCAAUGUUCAUUGGAAUUUUCAUGGCGUAUUGAGCUGGUAACAAUUCCGGUUCCUUUUGUGCCAAAAACUGUUGAGUUUUAAUUGCAUCUUGAAAACCUGGAAAAAGAUUUUCAUAUUGUUCGGGAUCGGCGAGACUUUGACCAGCUUUCUCGUUGAUUUUUCCCAACUCUGUUUUCCACAAGCUUAACACAUGUGAAACUUUACUUGGUAGAUAAGUUCUG
Molecule: messenger RNA, 2476 nt
Organism: Clunio marinus
Lineage: Eukaryota; Metazoa; Arthropoda; Insecta; Diptera; Chironomidae
Source: the annotation of a GenBank genome assembly